GUGAACCUGCCCUAUGUGGUCACAUGAGUAUCCAAUGGAAACUGUCGCAAUGGGUUAUGGGAAAUUUCGCUUCUAUGGGACAUUGGUAGUGUGAAAAAAGGCAGGUAGCGGAUUAGCUUGUUCUAAAGAGUGAGGGUCAGAGCCCAGGGACUUGCUUGUCUGUUAGGAUGGGAGCGACACUGUCCGGCCCUGCAGCUACAGUGAGAGCAGAGGCCAUCAUGGUCCCCCAGCAGGGGCUGGCUCUGCCUCAGGGCUGCCCAAUGCACCAAGAACCUAAGCAGAGUGCCCCUGCUCAACAGUGUCCUAUGCACCAAGCAUCAGCCCCCACCGCAGUCCAUGCCACAGAGCAGCUCAACGCGCCCCCUGCUGGACCGGCGCAUCAGGACCGGGCCUACGAGUUUGUGGGGUGUCCGAUGAAGGCAGCCUCCGGAGCGUUCCAGGCUGACGUUGACCCAGCAAACAUGAUGCCCCCUCCCAACCAGGUCCCUGCUCCAGAUCAGCCCUUUCCCUUGUCCUUGAAAAGAGAGGAAUCAAUGAUUCCACGCACGGGGACAGAGAAGAACUGGGUGUACCCCUCAGAGCAGAUGUUCUGGAAUGCCAUGCUUCGGAAGGGAUGGCGCUGGAAGGAGGACGACCUGGCUCCGACUGACAUGACAAACAUCAUCAAGAUUCACAACCAGAACAACGAACAGGCCUGGCAGGAGAUCUUAAAGUGGGAGGCUCUCCAUGCAAAGGAAUGUCCAUGUGGGCCCUCUCUGGCACGAUUUGGAGGCAAAGCUAAAGAGCUCUCUCCUAGAGCCAGGAUUCGCCAUUUGAUGGGAUACGAGUUACCGUUUGACAGGCACGACUGGAUUGUUAACCGGUGCGGUCGGGAGGUGCGCUAUGUCAUCGAUUACUACGACGGGGGAGAGGUGGACAAGGACACCUACCAGUUCUCCAUCCUGGACGUCCGGCCAGCGUUCGACUCCCUUGGAGCCGUGUGGGACCGGGUGAGGGUGGCGUGGUGGCGGUGGAGCUCAUGAAUCUCCUCCACUAGUUUAACCCGUUCUGAGACACCAAAAAAAUGCUUUUCCGGUGGUAAUUCCUUUCUGUGAACUUGCUUGGUGCUAGUCCGCUGGCUUUUCAUCAAAAUGGUAAUGACUGCCUUGUUUGUGGUGGCUUGCUUUCACUUUUUUAUUCUGAGUGUUUCUGGUCAUGCGCUAUGUGAGUACAGUUUUCCCACCUUGCCGGUUUUGUUGCCAGAUUUGGAGAGUUUUUCCACGUCCUCACAGGAUGGCAGUAAAAUAUAGCAGUUUAUGAACUGAACCUGCAGCCCACAGUAGCCCUGCCAUUGUACUCUUGAGCAAAAGACAAUUAACAAAGUUCCCAUACUCCCUGAAAUACUCCCACACUCUGUACUCUAUACUUUUCUGUUGAGAGAUUUUUGAAUAUACUCUUAAAAAGGGUUAAUGUCCACACUUUAUGUAAAUUAUGUUCUCAGAAACUGUUCCUGGAUAGAAAUCCUAUUUCUGUUCAAAAUACAUGGGGAUCAGAUUGUUGAAACGGCUAAUGGUACAGAAUUCAUUCUCAGGUACAUUAGGGUCAUGUUAAUAUUGCGUUGUUGAUGGUGAGCAACUGCUGUAGUCAUGUCUUCAAUACAGUUCUUCUGGGUCCUUGAAUUAGGGAGUAUGGGACCUUGCAAAGACUUAAUGUCCUUGAAUUGUUGGAACUGAAUAAUUACUUCUUGAGUAAAUAUCAAACUGUAUAAAUGUUUAUUGUUUUGUAAAAAAUGUUAGCUGGGAAAAAGGCCAUGCUAAAGAUGUCUGCUGAGCAGAUACUAAUGCUAAGCAGAUAUGCUAAGCAGUGAAAUAGUGGUAUUUACAUAUAAAUUCUGCUUCACACAAAAUUUAACCUCACCAAAAAUGUUUUGAAAGGCAUUCCUUUAACUUUUUGCUCCGAGGAGUUGGCAAAACUGGAUAACAUAAGAUGCCUCUUAGCCAACCUUGGAACAGCAUGGUGGGAGGAUGUGUGGGUGAGGAGAUUUUUUUCCUUUGGACCUUCUCUACAGUUGUAGUAGUUAUGGUGUUAUGAUGGCACUGUGUGCUGCAUCAAAGUGUAAAUGCAUGCAAUGCAAUGUUUCCAUUUUUCCAAGUGGAUGGUUGAGAUGAUCAGUGCAGCUCAAUUUAAUUUAUUUAUUUUGGAUAGUCAGCCAAAUGCAGUACAUUAAAUGAUCAACACUUGGGAUUUGUGUAUUUUUAAAGCAAUACACUUAUAACCCAUGUUGUAAAUCAGUAUAGACACAUUUACGAUGGCUCUUUUUACUAAUAAAAUUGGGCUUGUUGCAAACACCAGAGAAAUGUAACGGUUGUUUAGAUUUUACAUGUGAUGCUAAGCUACACUACACUACAAUUGAAUUACAAUAUCAUUUAACUGUUGUGUAAUGGUUAAGUGUAAUCCUGGCUGCAAGCAUGACAUACCUUGAUUGCUUUGAAUACUUUAAGAAAUUGAGAACAUUAACAUAAAGAUUACAUAAAUCUUCCACUGCAAAUUGUGAGGAUGUAAAGAGGGGCAACAUUGUCAGUGGUUUUCAUGUUAAAAAUGCAUGUUUUCAGAUUCUCAUCUGCAAGUCAAUUGCUCACUAGAAACUGUCAAUGCAAUAGUCAAAAGAAUGCAUCCAUACAUGCUUAUGACCUUUUUAUACGAACGAUACUUAUUUUGAAAUCUUCAGCAUUUUCUUAUGUUUUCAUCAGAAACACUUUGAUAUGUUGGCUUCCAUGGAUGUCUUUUAAUUUCCAUUUUAAUGCUGUGCUGAAAAUAAAUGCCACUUUAUCAGCAAUGAAA
Molecule: messenger RNA, 2820 nt
Organism: Anguilla rostrata (American eel)
Lineage: Eukaryota; Metazoa; Chordata; Actinopteri; Anguilliformes; Anguillidae
Product: holocytochrome c-type synthase-like
Exons: 7
Coding region: 168-1022 (284 amino acids)
Biological process (GO): cytochrome c-heme linkage
Cellular component (GO): mitochondrion
Molecular function (GO): holocytochrome-c synthase activity
Source: RefSeq, a predicted model, not a curated record